CGCGCCGCCGCUGCAGCCGCCGCCGCCGGAGGCCGCUCGGAGCCGCGCGAACAUGGCCGAAGUCGGCGAGGACAGCGGCGCCCGCGCCCUGCUCGCGCUGCGCUCGGCGCCCUGCAGCCCCGUGCUGUGCGCCGCAGCCGCCGCCGCCGCCUUCCCCGCGGCCGCGCCCCCGCCGGCCCCAGCGCAGCCCCAGCCUCCGCCCGGGCCGCCGCUGCCGCCGCCGCCGCCGCUGCCUCCGGGCGCGAUCGCGGGCGCGGGCUCCUCCGGGGGCUCCUCCGGGGGGUCCUCCGGGGUAUCCGGAGACUCCGGGGGCGCGGGCGCGGCGCCGGCCCUGGUAGCCGCGGCGGCCGCCUCGGUGCGGCAGAGCCCGGGGCCGGCGCUGGCGCGGCUGGAGGGCCGCGAGUUCGAGUUCCUCAUGCGCCAGCCUAGCGUCACCAUCGGCCGCAACUCGUCGCAGGGCUCGGUGGACUUGAACAUGGGCCUGUCCAGCUUCAUCUCGCGGCGCCACCUGCAGCUCAGCUUCCAGGAGCCGCACUUCUACCUGCGCUGCCUCGGCAAGAACGGCGUCUUCGUGGACGGGGCCUUCCAGCGGCGCGGCGCGCCCGCCUUGCAGCUGCCCAAGCAGUGCACCUUCCGGUUUCCCAGCACGGCCAUCAAGAUCCAGUUCACGUCGCUCUACCACAAAGAAGAGGCCCCGGCCUCCCCGCUCCGGCCGCUAUACCCACAGAUCUCCCCUCUGAAGAUCCACAUCCCGGAGCCGGACCUCCGGAGCAUGGUCAGUCCCGUCCCCUCCCCGACUGGCACCAUCAGCGUCCCCAACUCCUGCCCAGCCAGUCCACGUGGUGCCGGCUCCUCCAGUUACCGCUUUGUGCAGAACGUGACCUCAGACCUGCAGCUGGCAGCAGAGUUCGCAGCAAAGGCCGCGUCGGAGCAGCAGGCAGACACGUCCGGAGGAGACAGCCCCAAGGACGAGUCAAAGCCGCCGUUCUCCUACGCGCAGCUGAUCGUGCAGGCCAUCUCCUCCGCCCAGGACCGGCAGCUGACCCUGAGCGGGAUCUACGCCCACAUCACCAAGCAUUACCCCUACUACCGGACGGCCGACAAAGGCUGGCAGAAUUCUAUCCGACACAACCUCUCUUUGAACCGUUACUUUAUUAAAGUCCCACGUUCCCAGGAGGAGCCUGGGAAGGGGUCUUUUUGGCGAAUAGACCCCGCCUCUGAAGCCAAGCUCGUGGAACAGGCAUUCCGGAAACGGAGGCAGAGGGGCGUCUCCUGCUUCCGCACCCCCUUCGGGCCUCUGUCUUCAAGGAGCGCUCCAGCUUCGCCCACACACCCCGGACUGAUGUCCCCUCGCUCCAGCGGCCUGCAGACCCCAGAGUGCCUGUCUCGGGAGGGCUCCCCCAUUCCACACGACCCUGAGUUUGGGUCCAAGUUAGCUUCUGUCCCAGAGUACCGGUAUUCCCAAAGCGCACCCGGCUCCCCCGUCAGUGCCCAGCCAGUGAUCAUGGCCGUGCCUCCCCGACCGUCCAGCCUCGUGGCCAAGCCCGUGGCCUACAUGCCUGCCUCCAUCGUAACCUCACAGCAGCCCGCGGGCCACGCCAUCCAUGUUGUGCAGCAGGCCCCCACCGUCACCAUGGUCAGGGUGGUCACCACGUCCGCCAACUCGGCCAACGGAUACAUCCUCACCAGCCAGGGCUCGGCGGGGGGCUCCCAUGAUGCGGCGGGCACAGCCGUGCUGGACCUGGGCAGCGAGGCCAGAGGCCUGGAGGAAAAACCCACCAUUGCGUUUGCCACAAUCCCUGCGGCCGGUGGAGUCAUCCAGACAGUGGCCAGCCAGAUGGCCCCCGGGGUCCCCGGACACACAGUGACCAUCCUGCAGCCCGCCACACCUGUGACCCUCGGGCAGCACCACCUUCCAGUCCGGGCCGUCACUCAGAAUGGAAAGCACGCGGUUCCCACGAACAGUUUAGCUGGCAACGCUUACGCCCUCACCAGCCCUCUGCAGCUCCUUGCGACCCAAGCGAGUUCAUCCGCGCCGGUGGUGGUCACCCGGGUGUGCGAGGUGGGGCCCAAGGAGCCAGCAGCAGCCGUCGCGGCCACGGCCACCACCCCCCCAGCCACUGCCACCACCGCCUCUGCCUCCGCCUCUUCCACUGGAGAGCCUGAGGUCAAAAGGUCCCGGGUGGAGGAGCCCAGUGGGGCUGCAACCACACCCGCCGGAGUGAUCGCCGCUGCUGGCCCCCAGGGGCCAGGCACCGGGGAGUGAGGUCACCUGCAAUGUGGGGGAGUGGGACUCACCCAGCGGCGACCCCGAAGCUGGACUCGGCAGCUCAGGCGGCCGCACCCACAGACGGAGGAGAACAGCCCAUGGCGGCCCGAGGGCAUCAGCAGCACCUGGACACACCCAGCCCUUUCCAUUUUAUCGCCUGCCCUCCCGUGGUUUAAAACAAAAACACAUAAACAAGUUCAGACAACUGAUUGUAUGAUUCUGGGAAUUCUUUGCUUUCAUUUCCUUCUCCCUGGGCACCACUUCCUCUCCCCAGGCCUCCCUGUUGGGCGUGGGGAGGAGGUUGGAGCUCAGCAUCUCGAGGAAUGUGUCAAGACAGCCCCUCUGCUCCACGCUGCACAGCCAACUGCCUUUGUCCCGGGAGGAGGGACAGAAACGCAGCAAGGCACACACCGAGGCUGCCGGGGAGGCCCAGGUACCGGACGGAUGCCUGUUGGGGAAGCCAGGAGCUGCCUAGCCACGGACUGCCUAACAGCAUCUCUGCCCGGAACGUGACAUAGAAAGUGUUGGCAUUAACUCGGGGGGUGUCCGGUUUCACUUCGGACCCCAAGUUUUUCUUUGUUUAAACUUGGAAUUCAGACUUCAUUGUACACCUGAGGCAAACACAAAAGGGAUCAUGUAUUUUUGAGGAUUUCAUCUGUUGACGGUCUGAUGACUGGCCGUAGGUCUGGGGUUCCCGCUGGGUUUAGUCCCCUCGAAGAGUAAACUGCCGCUCUGAUAACUUCAAGUAAGAGCAGCGGCUUCCUGGGUUGGCGUUCGCGGUGGAAGCUUCCUAGGAUGCAAGAUCGACCUGGAUCCGCCAGCCGCAGACAUCGCACUGCCGGGGACAGUCGGGGCCACUGCUCUGCAGACCAGACCUUCCCAGAUUCUCCCGUGGCUCUGACGUCCCGGUGCUGACGGCCACAGCAGGACCCAACGGUGCCAAAUGCCAUCUGCUCCAGCUGCUGUUUCACCCAGUUACAGCGUCCGUACCACUCCCACAUUGAUCUGCUGUUUUAAAUUGGAAGCAUUUCUCCUGCCUGAAACUCCAGGGCCCCUCCGUGAGCAGAAGGGAGACCCCACCAUGAGCAGAAGGGAGGUGGCACGUGGCCACCCUCAUGGGGGAGCUCUGUUUGCUCCUGGGCCACUGCUCAGGUCCGUCUGUGAGCAGAAGGGAGACCACACCCCAGCAGCAGCGGCAAGCAGGCCUGUGCCUCCAGGAGGACGGGAUGCUCCAGCAGUUGGGUGGCUCUGAGGUCCCUGAGGAAGCCCCUCCUGCACUUCUAUUAAGACGGCCAGUGGCGCCUGGAUCUUUUGUCAUCAAGCGGCAUUGAGCCAGAGCGGUGUAACGCCGAGCCCAGCUCUAGGAGGAAAGAGGAGUCCUUCCGUGUGUCUUGGAGAUGCGAAGUGCAUCCCUGUAAAGGUCAGCUGUCAGUUUUGCUGGCCGCUCCGGCGCUGGCUGUCCUGUUGGGGAAACAGCAACAGAUCCGACACAGAGCUCCGGAAGAGCCUAAGGAGUUGUGGGUCUUGGAAGUCGCCCAUCCUCUGUGUCACAGCGUCUCACCAGCAAAGCAGCCUCCGCCCGGGCCCUGGUGGGACAGCCACAGAGGGACCCAGGCGCCUGGAAGGCGUCUGAGGGAGGCGGCUGGGCAGAUGUCUCCCUGGAGAAGAAGGGAGAAUGCUUUUCAAAGUGAUUCCGAGGCAUGCGGGAGGACACACGUGCUGUGCGGCAGAGUGGGGUCGCCCGUGGCCCCAUCAGAGUCCCCGUCCCCCAGGACAAGUGCAGGACCUCUGUGGGCCCCCUCCUUCCACCUAGAGAAAACCCCCGUUCAGUUUCCUUCUCCCAUUCUGUUUUUCUAAGUCCCCCAAAAUGAGUCGUUUCUAUGGCACUAACCUUUCCAUGAGAAAUAAGCUCUUUGUGGAAGUCCAUACCUGUUGCCCUGGGUGAGGUUUCAGAGGAAUGGGGGCGGGAUGAACACAGCCGGCCGUCCUGGGUGCAGUUCCAUCCGUGGAGGGUGAGAGAUUGCGCCCCGUACCACACUGAAGCCUCCUGCUGUUGUCUGUGGGCCUUUUCUUUCCGUGGUGUCUGGUGUGUGCGUGCAAGGCUGAGAGAACGGGGUGUGGUGGUUGGAGAUGGCUCUCUGACACCGGUGCCUGUGUGGCCUGAGCCGGCGCCCACCCGGGAGCGCCCAUCACCGGGGGCCUCUGUGACCACCUGCUGCUACUCUCUCCUCCAUGGUGACUGUGUGCCCCCAGGGCUGCACGUGGCCACCCUCAUGGGGGAGCUCUGCUUCUGGGCCACUGCGGUUGGCCUCCUUGUGCAAGCUGAUGUCUGCAGGGAGCGCCGCGUGCCGGGAUUGCACCACGUGUUGGUCACACAGUGAAGUCGCCUCUUGGCCUGGUCCGCUCAGGCUGGCUCUGACCCACUUGCUUUCCUGGUUUUUGAGAUGGAGCACAUUCUUCCUGUUAGCGGUAGCGUUCUCUGAUUUCACUGCUUCAAUGCCAAGGGCAUGGAAAGGGAGUGGUGGAUGGAGCCGGAAGGUGGCGAGCACAGGAUCCCUGGGCUGCGUUCUGCCGCUUGGGAGUCCUCACUGUCUGGCUUCUGCGGGGACUGCAAAGAGGGAUGAAGGGACGUGGUCCUAGGGGUCGGCUCAGACUCAGAGCGGGGCAGGGAGAAGAGGCCUGGGUCCUGGAUCCACUGCUCUGGGCUCAUAACCAUGAGGUUUUGAAAGAGUUUUUGGUCAUCUGAGCAGGUACCAUGACUGGCUCACGCUGGAGCUUGUCUUGGAACCGGUAGCCAGAGGCCCAGGAAGGGACAGGGCCCAAAAGGGCUGCACAUCCCGGCCACAAAGUCCUCCCGGUGUGCCCUGAGCCAGCCCAGUGAGCGCCUCCCAGCCAGGCGCUUUUGCAGAAGCAAGAGCACAGGCCAAGGGACCGGGAGAGCCUCAGCCCCCAGCCUGGGCGGCCUGGGACCCUGAGCCGUGUCUGGUUGACCCAAGAACCUUCUCUGGGUUCUCCAGGGUGAGCUGACUCUAGCAAUGUGCAGGAAUGUGGGGAGCAAAAGUAGCUUGAUUCCAGCCCCGUUCUGGGGUCACUGCAGAGGCAGAGGCUGAGGGCCUGCUCUCUGGUCACCAGGGGCUGGGGGCACAGUCCACAGCGGAUGAAAACAGUAGGUCACAGUGGUGGCUUUGGGAAGGGCCCCUCCUGCUUUGCCCUUUCGGAAAGGGGCUCCCUUAGAGCCCCUGGGCUUGGUAACCCGCUUCUCUCUUCUGCUUCCUGCUGGAUAAUUGCCAGGUUUACCAAAUACAAGAAAACACUCACUUUGGCUAGGAGGUAAGUCCCAAAAACAACAUCUUAAGUGGUUGAGCACAGGCAUUCACCGAGGCCAUGGUGGCCCCCGGGAAGUGGGGAAGCAGGGCCUGAGCGUCCCCCGGCUGCUACAGCAGCAGCUGGUUCAGGGCACCCUCUCCCGUGCCAGCUUCUGCCACCAGCCCAGUGUCCACGGAGCUGCAGGGCCGGAGGAGGUCAGGGAGACCUGGCUGUCAAGGGCAUGGUGCCCGGUGUGUGCCCGUCCUCAGCUGCUUGUGUCUUUCUUUCCACGUGGAAGUUCUCCCAGUGACACCUGCCCUCCGUUGAGGGUGGAAUCUGUCACUCAUGCCUUUGAGGGACCCAGAUAGACUGUCCCUCUUCUGCUUUCUUUACAUUCCUAAAAACCUCAACAUUAAUCCCUCACCAGUUGGGCCGAGUACGGCCUCACGGCUCUGCAGCGCCCCAGCCUUCUCCCACUGGCUUCACGCUAGAGGGCGUCACAUGCUCUGGGUGAAAUGAGACGCUGGUGUCAGGUCCCCAUGCAGAGACCCUCAAGGCAGCCCUAGGAAGACACUGGGGGGAGGGGACCGUGACCAGGCAGGUGGAGCCAUGUGUGUCUCACACCUGCCGCCCCUCAGUUUCCUUCCCGAGGUCUGGUGUGUUCUCUUUGGGAUUUGCUGUUUAUUUGUAUUUCCUUUUUCUUUGAUUUAAGAACCAUGCCAAGUGAAAAAGGUGGGAAUGAAUUUCUGAGUUGCUGAGGGUUCCCUGAUCCUAGGUACUGCGCUCUGUGUUUCUUGAGCAGGGAGGGGAUGGAUUUGGUGGAAUUGGGCCAGGCCGGGGGCUUCACCCUGCCCCCUCCAGACUGCCGGAGCCCCAAGAAGUUUUGAGUCCAGCUGGGCCUCGCCGCCCGCCCCGCCGCCCGCUCCUGCGUCCGUUUACUGGUUUAAGAUCAGAGGCAUCAUUCAGCGAAUGCUCUUGUGUUCUCUACAUAAAGAGGGCCCUCCCUGGAACACCCCAAGGGAGCUGGGACUCUCCAGAAAGCCCCCACUAAGGGCGCCCUCUGUCUCUGGAGAGAAAUUCCUUCUUUGGGCGAAUCAGCGAGUUCAGGAGGAGGAGGCAGCUUUUCCUUGGCUUUGAAAUCAGUGUUAGAGACAAAGAACAGACCUCAGUGGAAAAAUGAAAACGUAACUGAACAUGGGGAAGCGUCGGAGAAGAAAGGAUUUUCCCCUUCGCUUUCAGAGUCGGCGGGAGUGCAGGUCUGUUUUGCUUCAGAAGCCUCACGUUCUGCUUUGCCUUUGAGUGACUUCAUGCGGGAUGAGGAACUGUAGAGCUCUCUAGAGCGGAUACCCCAAGUCCAUCCUGGGCUCCUCCUCACCCCUCUGAGAAAGCCCCCUAAAAAAGGCUUUAGAAUCACCAGCGUGCCGCCUCAUGUUUCAGGGCGGAAUGGCACGCUCCUCACGCUGGAAUAAGUUACAAAACAUGAUUGUAAGGCUGUUUGCAAAUGCAGAGCCCCAGAAUGCUGGACGGAGACCUCCUCGGCCCUGCGGGCGGCCUGGCUGCAGCAGGUCUGCUGUAAGGGGUGACCACGGGGACUGCGUCACACUCCUGAUGAAAACGUGUUUACCCACAGCCUCGCCUCGAGCCUCCUUGACAUUACCGCUGCCUUGAAGCAAUAUUAUUUAAUAAGGAUACUUUACAUUGCUCACAUGUGCUGCUAUGAAGACAGGAUUAAUCUUUAGACAGGACUCAGCUCCGGAGGUUCCCGGGUAAUGUAUUUUGGCUCUUGGAAGUGAGGGUAGAAUUGAGAAUAUAACAAAUGGUCUCUUGGCCGGUUCUGUCCCUUAUUUUUAGAUUGUUUUCCUGCAUCUUACAAUUUUCUUUUCCUUUUCUCCAGGCCUGUUUUUCAGUGCUCAGGACACAGUUUUCAUCACAUACUUACUGUUUUGUUGCUGGGUUUGGUGCAAGCCCUUUGCAAUUCACAUUGUCUUUUAAUACAAAAAGCUGCUACAUUUGGUGACCAGAGGGAGGGUUUGGAAUCUGUGCUUUGCAGGGGAUCUCGGUGGGUACCGCGGCCCCUCGCAGGGUGGGGAGCUGGGUCCGUGCCUCGAGAGGGGGGCCCUUUCCCACGCCACGCGGCUUGAAUUCUGUCGGAGUUGAAUGUGUGGAAAGGAUUGUCCCGUUGGAGCUGCUGCAUCCUUUCCUCUGUCCUCCCUGUCUCCCAAACCCCGAAGUCACA
Chlorocebus sabaeus (green monkey) is the source of this 7811-nucleotide messenger RNA. It is a transcript of the gene FOXK1, whose product is annotated as forkhead box K1. Gene Ontology annotation, molecular function: DNA-binding transcription factor activity, RNA polymerase II-specific; RNA polymerase II cis-regulatory region sequence-specific DNA binding; protein binding. The record is from RefSeq and is a predicted model, not a curated record. Gene Ontology annotation, biological process: regulation of transcription by RNA polymerase II. NCBI's taxonomy places the organism in Eukaryota, Metazoa, Chordata, Mammalia, Primates, Cercopithecidae.